GCCCGGCGAGAAGGGGGCGAGCGGAGCGCGACGGGGCGGAAGCGGCCGCGAUCGUGACAUGGGGACUGAGCACACGGAGGUCAUUCCCAAGGAGGAAGUUUGCGAAGAGCCUGAGCCCCCCGGGGCAGCACUGGAACAGCCCCCCAGGGCCGCCGACGGGGGCCGGGAGUUCGCAGCAGCGGCCGUGCUGGCGCCGACCACGGGGGGCCCCGCCGACCAGGCUGUGGCGCCUGGGUCUUCUCGGGGAGGCGGCGACGCGCCGGGGCCGAUGACCGUCAAGAGGUCCCCGUCCAGCGAGAGGCCGCAGGAGGCCGCGGCGGGCGAGGGCGUCCGCGGCCCCGGCCCCGCCCCGCCCCCCGCGCCCGGGGGCCCCGCGCCCGCGUCGGGGCCUCGAGCGCCGCCUCGGAGCCCCGGGCGGGAGAAGCCGCACACGUGCCGGGAGUGCGGGAAGGCCUUCAACCAGAACUCGCACCUGACGCAGCACCUGCGCGUGCACAGCGGCGAGAAGCCCUUCCAGUGCGGCGAGUGCGGGAAGCCGUUCGGGACCAACUCCAGCCUCCGGCGGCACCUGCGCAUCCACGCGGGCGAGAAGCCGUUCGCGUGCGGCGAGUGCGGCAAGGCCUUCAUCCAGAGCUCGCACCUGGUGCACCACCACCGCGUCCACACCGGCGAGCGGCCCUACCGCUGCGGCGAGUGCGGCAAGGCCUUCAGCCAGAACUCGGCCCUGCUGCUGCACCAGCGCAUCCACACGGGCGAGAAGCCGUACGCGUGCAACGAGUGCGGCAAGGCCUUCCGCGUCAGCUCGCAGCUCAUCCAGCACCAGCGCAUCCACACGGAGGAGCGCUACCACGAGUGCGGCGAGUGCGGCAAGGCCUUCAAGCACAGCUCGGGCCUCAUCCGCCACCAGAAGAUCCACACCGGCGAGAAGCCGUACCUGUGCGGCGAGUGCGGCAAGGGCUUCGGCCAGAGCUCCGAGCUCAUCCGCCACCAGCGCGUCCACACGGGCGACAAGCCGUACGAGUGCGGCGAGUGCGGCAAGACCUUCGGCCAGAACUCGGAGAUCGCGCGGCACGUGAGGAUCCACACGGGCGAGAAGCCGUUCGUGUGCGGCGAGUGCGGCAAGGCCUUCCGCGGCAACUCGGAGCUGCUGCGGCACGAGCGCAUCCACACGGGCGAGAAGCCGUUCGAGUGCCCCGAGUGCGGCAAGGCCUUCCGGCGGAGCUCGCACCUGGCGGUGCACCGGCGCGUCCACAGCGGCGACAGGCCGCACCAGUGCGCCCAGUGCGCGCGCACCUUCUGGGACGGCUCGGAGCUGCUGCUGCACCGCAGGGUGCACACCGGCGAGAAGCCGUACGCGUGCGACCGCUGCGGGAAGCCGUUCGGCCAGCUGUCGCAGCUGGCGCUGCACCGGCGGACGCACACGGGCGAGAGGCCGUACGCGUGCCAGCAGUGCCCCCGCACCUUCAGCAGGAGCUCGCACCUGCUGCGCCACCAGAGCGUCCACGGCGCGCAGUGACCCCGGGCCGGGGAGGCGUGGCGGCCUGGACCCGAAGCGCUGCUCGGAGCCUGCCCUGUCCUCUGUCCACGACACCCCCUCUAACCCCGGCGGAU
Molecule: messenger RNA, 1611 nt
Organism: Hyaena hyaena (striped hyena)
Lineage: Eukaryota; Metazoa; Chordata; Mammalia; Carnivora; Hyaenidae
Gene: ZFP3
Product: ZFP3 zinc finger protein
Exons: 2
Coding region: 59-1516 (485 amino acids)
Biological process (GO): regulation of immune system process; regulation of cytokine production; negative regulation of transcription by RNA polymerase II
Source: RefSeq, a predicted model, not a curated record